CUGAGGAGUCCAUCAACUGUGUCAGUAAUUAUUACACUGUAAAAAAUGCCAAAAAGCCUCAGAGUCCUUGACUUGCUUCACCCUAUACCUAUGCCUAUGCCGACCUAAAGCCUAAAGGCAGAGCGCGGGAAAACAUACCAUGUCUGCUUUUGUUUAUACAAACAAUACAAACUCAAAUUAAAACACACCUAAAACUGCCUUUUCUCUCUCCUCUCUCUCAACAACGAAAAUGGCGAGGAAGAGAAAACGAAGCUGGAAAGCCCCAAUGGUUUUAUGGCAAAUCUUCAAAAACGAUGCCAGAAACUUAGCCAAAACCAUAGCUUUUAUAAUCCCUCGGCCUUCGCCUCCCUUUACUUGCGGCCGUUGCGAAGGUCGUUCUUGUCUUCGAUGCUGUGAAGAUCCCAUGUCUUUUCUUAUUCGACCCGACGACCCUUUGGAUUACGUCAAUCUUCUCAAUGAUUGUUUUGUUGUUGUUAAUGAAGAUGCCCCUUUUAUUGACUUUUAUCCCGAUAAACGUUGGACUCAGGAAAAGCUUGUCGUAAGGGUUGUUGAGAUGAUGUCAUCUCUAAGACUCACGGCUUCUAAUGUAAUAUGUUCUGGUUUUAACAAGCAUACUAAUUCAAGCCACAUUGUCGAGCUUUUGACUUCUUCAGCUUGGGGUAUUCUCCAUGAAAGGGUUGGGGAUAAGUGCAUGUUUCAUCUACUGUGGCAUACAACAAUAUUUGUGCCCAUUUCUGACAAGAAACACCUCCAAGUUGCAGGUUCUCCUGUCAAUUAUUUCCGCAAGAAGUCGAAGGAAGUGAAAAAUCCUCAAUCUGGUAUGCAAUACUAUGUAGCUUCAACUUCUCAUUGGUACGAGGAUAUGGCCCUUCAAAGACCAUUCAAAUACGGGGAAAAAACUUGCAAAACAAAUCAACAUACUUUUUUCGGACACUUAUCUAUGUCCAACACUCACAUUAAAGUCCUGAGAAGGAAAAGGAAACGAACUUAUGGUAGCAAAUCUCUUUCCAAAGGAGAAUUUCAAGGAAGUUCAAUUCAGACUGCAGAGAAGCAAAAACCAUUUUCAAGACCAUUUAAAUGGAAACGUGACAAGAGGCACCGACUACACAGCAUUCCAGAAUCCAAAGAGGAGUCAAUCUCCAGAAUCUUUUGCUUUUAUGAAGAUUGCUUAUCUGGGAGUCUUGUGUGCCUCUCCAACCCCAAUCAGGCAGCAGUUCCAUGUUCCUGUUACUUGAUGCUAAAAGCUCCCCGCAAAGUCUCGAAUUCAAUUGAGAUUAGCAGGCAAUCAAUGUUCUAUAACAUGGAAUGUUCUUCAUCUGUUCUUCCAGAAGGACAUAUACUAAAUACCUUGGUACCAAACUUUUCAAGCUCAAAGUGUCUCAUGGAGAAUAUUUUUGGCUUCACUGGUGCAAAUGUAAGCAGUCAAUCGGUUUCAUGCUCCCACAAUGUUGAAUGUCGUCUCAAAGGAUCUUCUUGCCUGUAUCACAAAUUUAUCAAGUUGCUGAAGAUGCUCAUACGCAGAGCUAGGCGUUGCAAUCACUUAAAAUUGUUGGAGAAGUAUUGUCCCUUACCAUCUUUGGAUCAAAAGGCUGGAAAGUCUAGAACAAUAGUUGAGAGAAGCAUAAUGGACAAAAGAGGGAUCAAGCGAUCCUGUGGUGGUGUUGCCAAAGAAAACCAUAAUACUCCAGAAACGGAUAAUGCAGAGCUCGAGUCAACCAGGCCUUAUUGCUUAAAGAGUCAGGUACUUGAAUUUUUGUGGGCUGUUUGUAGAAGUUUGGUUCCUCCAGAAUUGCUAGGAGCUCCUUCUAAUUGGAGAUUGCUAAAGAGAAAUAUUUUCAGAUUUAUUCGGUUGAGAAGAUUUGAGAAGUUCUCAGUAAUGCAAUGCAUGCAUCAGUUGAAAUCCUUAGAUUUCCCCUUUUUAUCGGAUAACGGUCGGGUGCCGAAGAAUGGUUCAGAGUUGAAAUUUGGUGAAGCAAUUUGUAGCGAACAUGAUAUUAAGCGUGAACUACUUGUCAACUGGAUUUUAUGGUUUUUUUCAUCUCUAGUGGUGCCAUUGGUGCAAGCCAACUUCUAUGUCACAGAAGGUGAGUGUGGGAAACUUGAUGUUUUUUAUUAUCGCAAACCUGUUUGGCAGGAGUUCAUAGAUGAUGCUGUUAGUUGCUUGAAAGGUCGAAAUUAUCUUGAAAUGGAUGAGGCUGCUGUUAGAGCUAUAAUAAGAAAAAGACCUUUUGGUUUCUCGAGGCUGAGGCUUUGUCCAAAACAAAAUGGAGUUAGAUUGUUGGCAAAUCUCAAUGCAUCCUCAAAAAUGCUGCAGGAAAAAUCCUCAAAAUUUCGAUGUUCUUGGAUGCGCAAAAGUUCAAAAGCUCGAUCAAGAAUAUUCAAGUCCAAGUGUGUUAAGUCGCCAAACUCUGUACUUCGUGGCGUACAUGCAAUUCUAAAAGGUUUACUGCUGAAAGAACCUGAGAAGUUAGGGUCAACGGUGUUUGAUUAUAAAGAUGUCUAUACGAAGUUACAUCCUUUUAUAAUCACUCUAAAGAAUGCAUCAACUAUGCCUGGUGUAUUUAUUGUAGCUGCUGAUGUUUCCAAGGCAUUUGAUUCAGUUGAUCAAGAUAAACUGCUUAGGAUGAUGGAAGAUGUCAUAGUGGAAAAAAAAUAUAUCUUACAACAAAAUCGUGAAAUUGUGUGGUUAAAAAACCGUUUGUUGGUUCGUCAGAGUCUCAUGUUGGUGGAUGAGACUGUCAACCUGGGUUUUACAAACUUAGUAUCUUCUGUCUCAUGCCGCUCAUUGUCUGGUGUUGUCGUUAAUCAGGGGAUAUUCACAGCGCUUUUAAAGGAACAUCUAUUCUCUAACCUGUAUCAGCUUUUGAAAUGCAAUGUGCUUCAAUUGGAUAAGAAGUUUUAUUUGCAAAAGUUGGGGAUACCUCAAGGAAGUAUCUUGUCCACUCUGCUUUGCUCAUUAUAUUAUGGGCAUAUGGAGAAGCAUGUGAUCUUUCCAUAUCUUGAAAAACCUCUUGAACAUUCUGCUGAAACUUUGUCCUCAAGCCCUUUUGAUUCCAUGGAUGCUCGGAAUUCUAGUGAGGAUCCAGUGAUCUUUCCCCCUACUUAUUUGCUUCUAAGAUUUGUUGAUGAUUUUCUUUUCAUAUCAACUUCGAAAGAGCAGGCUAGUAGCAUUUUGUCCAUGUUCCGUCAAGGAUUUCCGGAUUACAACUGCUACAUGAAUCAGGAAAAAUUCUGUCUAAACUUUGACAUUGAACAUCAAUCUGGGAUUUUAUCAAAUAGGGCUUUUACAGGUGAUGAUAGUACCUUGUUUGUUCCGUGGAGUGGGUUGCUUAUAAACUCCAGCACUUUAGAAAUUCUGGGUGAUUAUACAAGGUAUUUAGGUAAGCAUUUAAGUUGCACUCUCACUGUCCGACAGACAGGACAACCGGGCAAUCAUCUAAAGCAUAAGCUGUUCAGCUUCAUGAGACCAAAAUGCCAUUCCAUAUUCUUUGAUUCAAGUAUCAAUUCCGCAUCUGUUGUCAGAUUGAACAUCUAUCAAGCUUUUCUGUUGAGUGCAAUGAAGUUCCAUUGUUAUGUCUCUGAAUUAUCAGACUUUUUCCGACCUCGCAGGCAAUAUUGUCUGAAAAUCAUCCUAAAGUCCUUCAGGCACAUGCACAGGCUGAUAGAGAAACAAAUGGCUUUGGGUGGAUUGAAUUCCGGAUUGUGUUGGGAUCAUAAGCAUAAAGUGGUGAGGAAUGAAGUUGAAUGGCUGGGAUUAACUGCGUUCAUCGAGGUGUUAAAGAGAAAGCAGUCAAGGCACAAAGCAUUGCUGUCGAUGUUGAGAUCCAAGUUCUUUUGUCACAGAAUCACAGUUAUCUCCAAGUGCUGGAAGCCUUUUGAUCAUCUUGAAAAGAAUAGAAUGUUCAAAUUCAAGUGUUUGUCCAAAUCUGUUCAUUCUAGGCUAUACUUCUGGAAUGAUUUUAUUUGAUGUUAUUUUUUGUUAAAUUCUGCAACUCAGUUUGUUUUGCAUGAAUUUAGUCCCCUUAUUAUUUUGUCAUAAUCAAUCCCUUCACGUUUUGAAA
Messenger RNA from Gossypium arboreum, 4061 nucleotides. Its product is annotated as telomerase reverse transcriptase. Gene Ontology annotation, biological process: telomere maintenance via telomerase. The coding region runs from base 230 to 3967 and encodes 1245 amino acids. Gene Ontology annotation, molecular function: telomeric repeat DNA binding; telomerase RNA binding. The record is from RefSeq and is a predicted model, not a curated record. Gene Ontology annotation, cellular component: telomerase catalytic core complex. The transcript has 13 exons. Lineage: Eukaryota; Viridiplantae; Streptophyta; Magnoliopsida; Malvales; Malvaceae.